ACUCUACCAUUGUCCCCGUCUUCUCUGAGUCCGUAAAUUGCUUCUAGCGUAUUGUACCUAUCAGAAAGGCGAGAAAUUUCAAUCGGAAUGGCCGAUUUUCAUUCCUCUACUCACCGAGCCAAGUGGAUCUUCACUCCUCAACAACUGGUUGAAAAAUUCAAAGUUGCUAAUCAAAGAGCAAUAGAGACACUAGAGAAGGUAUGGGAAAGGCUUUGGUUCAACUGUACCCCUUUUUUGUGUGCAUAUAAGGAGAUGUUUGCAGCAUAUGGAUGAGUGUCAGUGUGAAUGUAUUUGUGCAGGCAUGUUGUUAUCCAAAUCUGUUACUGCCUAAUAGCAUUUUGGGAUUGGAUGAAUCCUAUUGACCCUUCAAGUCUGGUUUGUUGCACAAGUUAGUUCGUCUAAGUACCUGUUCAUUGAUUUGGACUAGUUAUUUUAGUUGCUCUAUGUGUUAGGUUUUCAGUUCAUGCAGCUUAGGACAAUGGUUUUGUAUUGGUAAUUUUCUUUUUCCGUUCUUAAAUGGGUUCACUUGACACUUAAAAGUUAUUGAUUGUCAAUUGUUGUGAGAGCUUUGUAUUUUCAUUUUCCUUCUUUUUGUUCCAAUGAAUAUGAUAAAUCAAUCAACUUUUACAUU
Rubroshorea leprosula is the source of this 631-nucleotide messenger RNA. The record is from the annotation of a GenBank genome assembly. Lineage: Eukaryota; Viridiplantae; Streptophyta; Magnoliopsida; Malvales; Dipterocarpaceae.